Molecule: messenger RNA, 1002 nt
Organism: Cannabis sativa
Lineage: Eukaryota; Viridiplantae; Streptophyta; Magnoliopsida; Rosales; Cannabaceae
Exons: 1
Coding region: 1-1002 (333 amino acids)
Molecular function (GO): nucleic acid binding; RNA-DNA hybrid ribonuclease activity
Source: RefSeq, a predicted model, not a curated record
AUGGUAGUUGGAACUCCUCUAUGGAGGAUGAUGUUUGGAAGAUGUUGUGGAAGAUUAAAGCCCCUCCUAAAAGUUUUACAUUUUGUUUGGAAAGCUCUUUCGAGUUGUUUGCCUACGCGUACUCAACUUUCUAGUAAACAUGUUUCGGUGGAGUUACAUUGUGUGUUGUGCAGCUAUAGGGACGAGUCAAUUUUCCAUGUUUUGGUUCAAUGCCCCUUUGCUCAUUCAUGUUGGCUCCGAUCUGCGUUAGGUGUUGUCCAUUCCACAGCAAACAAUUUUUUUGACUGGUUUAUGAAAGUGUUGGCAGUGGGCAAUAUGGGGUUGGUGGAAGAAGCCGUCAUGGUUGGUUGGGCAAUUUGGAAGGCUCAGAAUGAUAUGCUUUGGAAUGGUAGAAGCUGUAGUGCUGCUGAUGUUAUUUGGCUGGCUCGUACCACUCUUCGACAAUGGACGAGUGCUCAGUCUAAGCAGCUGGGCUCGGUGUCUUUGACUGCCAAUCGCACUGACACAAGAGAUUACUGGUCCAAACCGGCUGCUGGUCAGUUAAAAAUUAAUGUGGAUGGGGCGGUUUUUGAAGACACAAAUGAGAUAGGCACGAGUUUUGUAGCACACGACUAUGAUGGUCGAGUAAUGGAGGCGUUUUCAACUAUUUCUUCUGUCGGCUGCCGACCCGAAAUUGCAGAAAUUUUAAGUGUCAAAGAAGCACUUAGUUGGAUAAAGAGGAAUAACAAGUCAAAUGUCAUUUUAGAGACGAACUGCAUUUUAGUUGUUCAAGCUAUCCUUAGUUCGGUAUCUAUGCCUUCUAUUUUUUGUUUAUUUGUUAAAAAAUGUCAAGUUAUUUUAUCUUCUUUAUGUAAUGUUUUUAUUGAUCAUGUUAAACGGUCUGCUAACAAAGCCGCACACUGUAUAGCACGUGGUGCUUUUUAUUGGUCAGGUCGUCUCUUUUCUGAGAGUGAUAUUCCCCUUGCUCUUCAGUCCUCUGUAUUAGCGGAUGUUUCUAUCUAA